Messenger RNA from Condylostylus longicornis, 1842 nucleotides. RefSeq names its product glutactin-like. The annotation marks the transcript as partial. NCBI's taxonomy places the organism in Eukaryota, Metazoa, Arthropoda, Insecta, Diptera, Dolichopodidae. The record is from RefSeq and is a predicted model, not a curated record. The transcript is spliced from 9 exons.
AUUGCUAUCAAUAUUUCAACAUUAACAAUAGCUGAUCAACCAAUUGUUGAAUUACCUGGUUUAGGUUUAAUUAAAGGUUUUAUGUCACAUACAGCAUGGACUUUCAGAGAUUUUUAUAAAUUUUUGGAUAUAAGCUAUGCUGAAUCACCGAGUGGUGUUAACCGUUUCAAACCUCCAAUACCAAUUAAACCGUGGAAUGGAACAGCAGAUGCAACAUCAGAUGGAAUAGGAUGUCCUUCGGUAUAUUUUCUACAAUUAGAAGAAUCAAGACUUUUCACUCGAAAUUUAACAAGCAUUUUAAAAUUAGAUUUGGAAGAUUGUUUAAGUUUAAAUAUUGCAAGUCCGAAUAUUACAGGAAAAUAUCCAGUGCUCUUCUAUAUACAUGGUGAAUAUUUAUUUGAAGGAACAAAUCUUGAAGGAGCACCUGAAUAUCUUUUAGAAAAAGAUAUUGUUGUUGUAACUCCACAAUAUCGUUUAGGACCAUUUGGAUUUCUUUCAACAAAAACUGAUGAAAUUCCAGGAAAUGUUGGUGUUCUUGAUAUUAUUUUAGCAUUACAAUGGGUAAAACAUUUCAUAUCAUAUUUUGGAGGUGAUCCAGAUAGAAUUACGAUUAUGGGACAAGUUGGAGGUGCAGCAAUAGCUAAUUUAUUAACAUUUACACCUGUGAUUGGACGUGGUUUAUUUCAUCAAGUAAUUUAUUUGGCUGGUUCAGCUGUUAUGCCACUUUUCGUAACUGAAAAUCCAAUUAAAUAUGCGAAAGAUAUUGCUUCAAAAGCCGGUUGCAAUACUAAUUUCGAAGAUGUACAUGAAUUAAAUAAAUGCUUCACAGAAUUUACAGUGGUAGAAUUAUUAAUUGGAUUCUAUGAGCAUGUGUUGGAAAAUUCCAAUGGUAUUUUAGGAGAUGCUGGUGGAAUGCAAUUUACAAUUGGUGGACCAAGUCCAAUUUUACCAAAACAUCCGUCAAUUUUAUGGGCUGAAAAUAAUAAUAUUUCAUAUCCUGCUUUAGGGGGAGCUCCUAAAAAUGCUGGAUCUAAAAUUUUGAAAGCAAUUUUUGAAAAUGAUUUCAAUGGACAAAUACCGGAAAACUUUGAUUCAGAUGAUUUCAUUGAUAUAGUUAUUAAUCAGAUUUAUGGAAAUGAUCAAAGUGGAAUUUUAAAAACAUUUGUCAAAAAUGAAUUCUUUACUGAAGAUAUUCUUAAAAAUGGAAGUUUUAUAGCUUUAUUACCAGGAUUAAUUGAUUUGGCUGGAACGAUAGCUCAUAAAAUUCCGGUAUUACAAGCGAUUAAUCGUAAUGCAAAACAUUUGCCUGACAAAUCGUACUUAUAUUCAUUUGAUUACAAAGGACAAUUUAAUAGAUACUCAGAUUUCGAUAAUGAUUUUGAUUUAGGUACACCAUUUACAGCUGGUGUUACUUUAACCGAUGAAAAUAUAUACAUGUUUCCGUAUCCAGAUCAUGUUGAAGAUUUAAAUAUUAUUGAUAAAGAAAUGGCAAAGAAAUUUAUAGAACUUUGGACAUCUUUUAUAAUUGAUGGUAAACCAGCUACUAUUGAUGGAAUUGAAUGGCCACCAGUACAACCUAAAAUGAAUGUUAAAACUAAACCUGGAAAGGAGAACCUGGGUAUGCCUUUAAGCACCCACAGGCUUCUGCUACGCAAUGCAACAGUAGAACGUAUCAACUUCAGAUGGGUGAAUGGAACAACAUGUAACGCGACAAGUGCCUUGGCCGGUUUCUUAGGAAGUCAGGCUGGUUCUAAUGAAGGAGAUGGGAAAGAUCCGGCUGCAACACAACAAAGGUGGCCUAAGUGCACUCUUCGGGACGUCAUGCAACCUGAAAUAACCUAA